UGAAAGAGAGAGGUCGGAGAGACCACCUAUACAAUGAAAUCAUCAACUUCCCCUCCACGAGUCGACGGAUUUUCCCAGAUCGAAGGACGAGACACGAGACACGAGAGACACGCUGGUUUCCACGCAACCGCACCCACGUGCUCGCCUCACGUUACUCAAUGCAUCUCGUGAGACCUUCUCUACAAUUUUCGGUGGCAAUCGAAGACACUUCGUUUCUGAAGGUUACCCAAUUCUACAGCAAAUAUUCCACCCAUCGCCAGAAUUUGUCCGAUUUUCUCUCGAACGAUUUUAAUCGCCGCAACGAAAAGGAGACGCGCGCGCGAGAUAAUUCGCACACGGGCGAAAACUGUUGAUCCGAGAUCGCUAUCGAAGGGGACCUCGAAACGAGCCACGCUAGUCGGCGAUAUUCGCCAACGCGAAGUUAGCCAACCUGGCAACGAGACGAAACCAUCAUCCUGUCAAACGAUGGCCACGUUCUUUCUCCUCUGUUGCGUCACUGUGAUUAUAGCGGCCGCCGAAGAGGAUGGGUGGGUGUGGAGGGACGGUGACGAACAGAAGAGUAACGUCGACAGGACAAGUUACAGGUACCAGGUGAACGAGAACCUCGAGGAUCUCGGCCACGACAGACCUUUCAUAGGAUUUGGACCACAAAACACCGGACCUUACGGUCCUAACGGUAGACCCAUUGUACCGACGUCGUAUCCUGGCAACAAAGAAGUUCUUGUCGGCCCCGGUGGACCAACGGGCAUUAUAAAGAGACCUCCUUACGCCGGAAGUGUCGACGGUGGCGACUUGGGAACCGGUUUCGUGCCACCUUGGGUCAAGGACGAUCCUCGAUAUCGAGAAUACGACACCUGCAGAUGUAGAUACAGCUUUAAUUGCCCUUCCGCCGGAUUGAAAUUCGGGAGCUGUUCCAAAGAUAAGAAGUACUGCUGCUUUAACAGCAGGAAGUACCCAGCGUUGGUUUCCGGACAAUACGGACAAGGACACUAUCCUUUGUAUCCGAGUGCCCCGAACAAGUACGGGCCGGCGGCUUUCGUGCAAUCGCCCAACUAUUAUGGUAAUCGAAGGCCGCAGGGGAGUUUCACCGGCGCUAACAGAUAUCCUGGAAAUUACCAUUUCCCGGCGGUGAAUCCGAAUCCCUAUCCGCGACCCCACGGCAACCCUUACCAGCUGGAUUACGACUACAGCGACUCUGACUUCCACGCUCGGUCCGCAAUGAAGAACCAGACGGGGAGCGCCAGCGCGAAUGAAAAAGCUUAAGCCUCAUUUACACCAGACUUUCAAUCCAACAGGAGGAGGAGGAGGAGGAGGAGGAGGAGUCUCUCGGCCUAUUUCGCCUUGUAAAUUGUUAAUAAGAAUCGAUCUGGCUGGAAGAAACGGAGAAUCGUAUGUCGAAGAUAUUCUAGAGAGCUACGGGGAUUCGCGCGACCUGAAAUAUCACAGGGUGAUUCACGUAACUUGCACCGACCUGAAGUAACUUUCAAAUUACGCGAAAUCCUUUCCAAUGAAAAAUUGUCCAAUGCGAAAGUUGUAUUUAAGAAAGGCAAAAUAUGGCGUAUCAAUUUUUUUGCGACAGUUAUGUAUCAGAGUGUAUCGAGAGAUUGCAGAGACAAGAAAAUACCAAAGAUCGUUAUUGUAUUUCACAAUGCGACGCUCUCUUCUCAUCGAAAUAUUAACGAAAAAUUAAAACAUUGUCACGAAUUUCCUUUUCUUCGCUGGUAGGAAUUGUUCGUAAUGUAUCGUAUUGAUGUAUUGUUUUUUUAUUAUAAAGAUUAAAUUAAGAUUAUUGUUAUUGCAGAUA
Messenger RNA from Frieseomelitta varia, 1804 nucleotides. RefSeq lists its product as uncharacterized. The record is from RefSeq and is a predicted model, not a curated record. Bases 466 to 1263 code for a protein of 265 amino acids. The transcript has 7 exons. Lineage: Eukaryota; Metazoa; Arthropoda; Insecta; Hymenoptera; Apidae.